Molecule: messenger RNA, 1312 nt
Organism: Lethenteron reissneri (Far Eastern brook lamprey)
Lineage: Eukaryota; Metazoa; Chordata; Hyperoartia; Petromyzontiformes; Petromyzontidae
Gene: VPS29
Product: VPS29 retromer complex component
Biological process (GO): retrograde transport, endosome to Golgi
Cellular component (GO): retromer complex
Source: RefSeq, a predicted model, not a curated record
AUGGGGCUCUCCGGAUUGGUGUUGGUGCUCGGAGAUCUCCACAUCCCACACCGCAGCUCGGCUCUGCCGGCCAAGUUCAAGAAGCUGCGUCCCGGCAAAAUCCAGCACAUCCUGUGCACGGGGAACCUGUGCAGCAAGGAGUCGCUCGACUACCUGAAGACUCUCGCCGCUGAUGUGCACGUGGUGCGGGGAGACCUCGACCAGGUGGGGUCGUGGCCAGAGCAGAAGGUGGUGACGGUUGGGCAGUUCCGCAUCGGCCUCUCUCACGGACACCAGCUUGUGCCAUGGGGAGAUGCAGCAGCACUGGCCCUGCUACAGAGGGAGCUGGCUGCUGACAUCAUCAUCACGGGACACACGCACCGUUUCGAGGCGUUUGAGAGCGAGGGGAGGUUCUACAUCAACCCCGGCUCGGCCACGGGAGCGUACAGCCCGCUGGACAGUAAUGUGGUGCCAUCGUUCGUGCUCAUGGACAUUCAGGCGUCCACCGUGGUCACGUAUGUUUAUCAGCUGUUGGGAGAUGACGUCAAAGUGGAGAGAAUCGAGUACAAGAAGGCAUGACGUGGCCUCUCCACUCCCAGCACUACCACCUCCUGCACCAUCACCACUGCUACUAAUUCACUGCUACUAACUCACUGCUACUCAUUGACCACAACGCAAAUACUACUACUCGUACUAACACAGCAUUGCUGCUACUACUAACACAGCACUACUACCACCACCAGAACCAACGCAACACAAACACGACUAAUAGAUACAAUUAGACAACACAAUGAUAAUUUAGUGUGAUAAAAUAAGACAUGACCCAAGAACAACCAGUACAACUGCACAUGGAAUACAUCCACUACGACUCGCAUCAUACAACGAGUACUACUACGACUGCCACUCAUUUAAUACUUGGACAUACGUGAGAGCCAUGAAUACUAUUACUACGUACGUGAUACGAGUAGUUCUAUCAAUAUUAACAGCAGGACGAGAAGCAGCAUCACCAACACUACUGGCAUCUGCGUCUUUACCACCGUUAUUUGCAUCGCCAGCACCAUCACCUAAAUCACCACUACCUUCAACUAUAUCACGCCAUUACAAAUACCACCACUACCACAAACAUCGUCACCAACGCCACCACCAAACCGCUACGCAAUCGUAAACAUCACCACCUCCCACAAACGCGACCAUCGCAAAUACAUCACCUCAGCAGGCAGCUGCAACAUCUGCACAGAUGGAUUUUGGCGAGUGAUGCAUCUGUGAAAUGUCGCCUUUACACAUUCCGACGUGAAAAUUUAAAUUAAAGUGCCACAUUUCAUCUACACGCCAA